Molecule: messenger RNA, 405 nt
Organism: Vavraia culicis subsp. floridensis
Lineage: Eukaryota; Fungi; Microsporidia; Pleistophoridae
Exons: 1
Coding region: 1-405 (134 amino acids)
Source: RefSeq, a predicted model, not a curated record
AUGAUUUUGUGUUUGAUAAUCGUUCUUCCAUCUUCUCAUAGUACAGCACACUUUUUUGGUCCGCUAAGACUGAUUGUGGCCACUUGGUUCAUGAAGGGAAUAAGUGCGCCAACUUGCACGCAUCCUCAUCACAACAGAAAGAUAUGCUGUAAUCGCAGCAGUGAUCAUGAAACGCAAGCUGUGAUUUGCGUGACAUUCCCUUCCAGAAACAUCCCAGAGUUGUCAUCUCCUCUGGAUCUGGUGAUAAAUGCAAUUUUUAGCAACCUAACAUCCAGUCAAGGAAACUUAUUCUAUAUUCGGUCCAUCUUUGGCACUUCCAGAGGAGAUACCAUGCGGUUUUCUUUCUCAUCUGAUGAGUGUUCUCCCGUAUAUUGGGCGAAUGCGCAGUAUCCAACCGUGCGGUAA